Messenger RNA from Corylus avellana, 832 nucleotides. RefSeq names its product S-adenosyl-L-methionine-dependent methyltransferases superfamily protein. The record is from RefSeq and is a predicted model, not a curated record. Lineage: Eukaryota; Viridiplantae; Streptophyta; Magnoliopsida; Fagales; Betulaceae. Gene Ontology annotation, molecular function: S-adenosylmethionine-dependent methyltransferase activity.
UGGCGCCGGCGAGAAAGUUUAGAGAGACAGAGAAAAAGUUUGAAGAAGCUUUCACGCAGACAUGAAAAUUAGCACGCAAACAAAACCACCAAUACUCAGAAAAUGGUUCCUUCUCUCUCUCCUCCUGUCUGUCCCUUUCUUUCUCCUCCUCAUCUCUCUCCAACCCAAACGCCAACACCGGACCACCACCGACCCAGCACCGGAAAAGCCGAGUUACGGAUCCGGAGACCUGAAAAUCCGACCCGGAUACGCUUCAUACGAGUCCUACAUACAGCGCCAGCUGAAGAAGACGCUCAACCCAAAACUCAGAGAAGUAUGGACAACCCGUGACUGGGAUCGGAAAAUCCAAGUGUUUGCACUAUUCUUCGAAGAUUUGAAGCGAAAGCGGCUUCUCUUGAACGAGUCGAAAGCGCUCUGUAUUGGUGCUCGAGUCGGUCAAGAGGUGGAGGCCCUGAGGCGUAUCGGCGUGUCCGACUCGGUGGGGAUCGACUUGGUGCCGAGUCCUCCGCUGGUGAUCAGAGGAGACUUUCACAACCAGCCCUUCGACAACGAGACCUUCGACUUCGAGUUUUCCAACGUGUUCGAUCACGCGCUCUACCCGCACAGGUUCGUUGCAGAGAUUGAACGGACUUUGAAGCCCGGCGGGGUAUGCGUGUUACACGUGGCGUUGUCUAGACGGUCGGAUAAGUACUCAGCUAAUGAUUUGUACAGUGUCAAACCGUUGGUGGAGAUGUUCAAGGGCUACGAGGUUGUCCAUAUUCGGAAGGUUGAUGGAUUCGGAUUGGACACCGAGGUUGCGUUCAGGAAAAACAUACCGAUCCAACGGUCCUGA